This is a messenger RNA of Tachysurus vachellii, 1338 nucleotides long. Its product is annotated as ankyrin repeat and MYND domain-containing protein 2-like. NCBI's taxonomy places the organism in Eukaryota, Metazoa, Chordata, Actinopteri, Siluriformes, Bagridae. The coding region runs from base 1 to 1338 and encodes 445 amino acids. The record is from RefSeq and is a predicted model, not a curated record. Gene Ontology annotation, molecular function: protein binding. Gene Ontology annotation, biological process: regulation of smoothened signaling pathway. The transcript is spliced from 10 exons.
AUGACAACUCAAGAGAACACAGCUAAAACCAAGAGAGGUGAUUUAACAUCUGCUGAAAAAGAGAUGCUACAGGUUGCUGCUGCAGGGGAUGUGCAAGAGGCCACUCGGCUUCUCAACAGUAAAGAAGUACGGGUUAACUGUCUGGAUGAGAAUGGCAUGACACCCCUCAUGCAUGCAGCUUAUAAAGGGCAAGCAGACUUAUGCAGGCUAUUGCUACAGCAUGGAGCUGAUGUCAACUGUAAUGAGCAUGAGUAUGGCUAUACCGCUCUUAUGUUCGCCAGCCUUUCAGGCAAUGCUGAGAUUACAUGGAUGAUGCUGGAUGCUGGGGCAGAGACCGAUUUGGUCAACUCUGUGGGCCGGACAGCAGCACAAAUGGCCGCUUUUGUAGGCCAGCAUGACUGCGUGACUGUGAUCAAUAACUUCUUCUCACGAACAAGAUUAGAAUACUACACCAGACCACAAGGCUUAGAGAAGGAACCCAUUCUUCCUCCAAAACUGGCAGGACCUUUACAUAAAAUCAUCAUGAACACCAACCUUAACCCAGUCAAGAUGGUGAUGAUGGUGAAAGAAAGCCCGCUCCUAGUAGAUGUUGUAGCUCUAGAGAAGUGUUACCAUGUGAUGGAUCUACUGUGUGAGCAGUGUGUGAAGCAGCAGGACAUGAAUGAAGUGCUGGCUAUGAAGAUGCACUACAUCAGCUGUGUUUUACAAAAGUGCCUGGCCUUCUUACAAGAGCGUGAUGACAAACUAGACGCUCUCCUCAAGAGUCUUUUAAAAGGCAGAGAUGGUGAUGGCUUUCCUCAGUACCAGGAGAAAUUUAUUCGUGACUGUAUUCGGAAGUUUCCUUACUGCGAGGCGACUCUGUUGCACCAGCUGGUCGAAAACAUAGCUCCAGUGGAAAUUGGGCACUCCCCAACAGCCUACUCAGUUCUUACUCAGGCAUUAACGGGUCAGAUGGCUCUAAUGGAUACCGAGUUUUGUGCUACAUGUGGAGAGAGGGGAGCUGAUGAGAAGUGUUUGUUCUGCGAAAUGGUUGUCUAUUGUGGACAGGCUUGUCAGAGGUUGCACUGGUUCACUCAUAAAAAAGUGUGUAAAGCCCUGCAGCGACAAAGAGAAUUUCAAAGUAAAGACUCUGCCAGUCUGAGAGAAAUCCCUGGACAUGCCAAUGCUCAUGAUUUGAUGGAGGGAAAUUGCACCUCAUUGCUGAGUCUCUGUUUGGGAUUUGCGGAACUUGGACGUUCACAUUCUUUUUCUGAGAACUACCCUGACCCUUCGAAUGCUGUUGCAGAGGCCAUGUCUGGCUGCCAGGACUGGGGAAGAGACGGCCAUCCAUCAUCCUGA